AACACAACUGUAUAAGACACAAACACCGAACUUUUGUCAUUACAGAUCGAUGAGAUUUAACUUCUGUCAUUAGUCCAUUACACCAUUACAGGUGGAUUAGAUUUAACUUCUGUCAUUACAGAUCGAUGAGAUUUACCCUGAAAAGUUUAGGAAUAGUUGGUCGAGGAGGCAUAUUUUUAGUAAUAUUCCAAAGGUGCCCUCCAAAUCUCCCAUUGAUCCAAGCUGGUUCCUCUUAGGCUCCACCCUAGCAAUUUGACUAGCCGUCAAAAUUUGAUUGGUUGGGAGGAAAAAGUCAAAGGAGGAAGAAAAUUCAACAAUUCCCAUUUCCAAGCAAUCAAAUCCUGACAUGUCACUAUUUAACAUUGCAUUUCUUAUCUCCACACAACCCCCAACCUCUAAGAAAAGCCCUAAUUCACCAAUCACAUAUUCACCACCCAAUUUUUCUUGUCAUCAAUUCACCCAUCACAAAUUUCUUUAUUUUCUUUGAUUUUUGUCCCAAAAAGAUUCAAACUUUAUUAAUUUCAAAACAACCCAAAAGAAGUAAGUGCUCCCCCUGCAAUGAUUUUACCCCAAUAAUUCACCUUCACUCACCAAAAAAGAAAAAGAAAAAAAGAAAAUUUCUUAUUAACUUGAGCUGCCCAGACCACAGAUAUGCUGGAAACUGCAGUGUUGCUGGAUAAUCCGGGCGGCGGCGCGGUGGCGGAGCCGAAGAAUGACGGCGGAGGCGGCGGCGGAGGAGGCGGGGAAGAAGAGGGCGGCAACCAGAACUCCGGUGGCAACCGGUGGCCGCACGAAGAAACGCUCACUCUGCUCAAGAUUCGCUCUGAAAUGGACCUCGCAUUUCGUGAUUCAACGCUCAAAGGCCCUCUCUGGGAUGAAGUUUCAAGGAAAAUGGAGGAGUUUGGGUAUCAUAGAAGCGCUAAAAAGUGCAGAGAGAAAUUUGAGAAUAUAUACAAAUAUCACCGGAGAACGAAGGAGGGCCGAUCCGGGCGGCAAACCGGGAAAAACUACCGAUUCUUUGAGCAGCUGGAGGUUUUCGACGCCAUGCAGGGCGGCGGCAACAAGAUCUCCGGCGACGACGCGGCGGAAUUGGCGUCUCCGACGCCGGUGGCGAUGAUAAAGCCCAACACCAACAUAGUGCAGGAUUUCCGAAUCGGCUUCGGCGGCGCCGACGUCCUGUCGGCGUCGACGUCGACGACGUACUCCUCCGGGAAAGAUUCCGGCGGGAGCUCGGCGAGGAGGAGGAGGGAGAGGAAGCUAGCGGGGUACUUCGAGAAGCUGAUGAAGGAGGUUCUAGAAAAACAGGAAAAUCUGCAUAAGAAGUUUCUAGAAGCGAUAGAGCGGUGCGAGAGCCAGAGAAUGGCGAGAGAAGAAGCCUGGAAGAAACAAGAAAUCGAAAGGCUAAAGAGAGAACAACAAUCCCUCGCCCAAGAACGCGCCGUCGCCGAGGCAAAAGACGCCGCCGUCAUCGCUUUCCUGCAGAAAAUCGCAAAACACCCAAUCCUCGUACACGUCGAACAACAACAAUCUCAGAACCUCGUACACUCCGAACAACAACCUCAGAAACCUCAGUCCGAGGUUCUAGAACCUCAGAACAACAACAACAACGGUUCCGCAGGAGAAACCACCCCAAGCUCAUCCAGAUGGCCUAAAUCAGAAGUGGAAGCCUUGAUUCGAAUCAGAACAAAUCUGGACCUUCAAAACCACGACAGUGGAUCAUCAAAAGGCCCUUUAUGGGAAGACAUUUCAGCUGAAAUGAAAAAGAUUGGAUAUGAUAGAAAUGCCAAAAGAUGCAAGGAGAAAUGGGAGAAUAUAAACAAGUAUUACAGGAGAGUUAAAGACAGCAAUAAAAGAAGGCCAGAGGACUCAAAAACCUGCCCAUAUUUCCACAUUCUUGACUCCCUCUAUCAAACCAAAUCCCGAAAACUUGAGUUAAGUCCCGCACCAGAUCUCCCCAACUUCAACCUCAAAGCCGGGGAAAUGUUACUGCAAAUCAUGACCCAAAACCAGCCCGGGAAAGAGGACGGGGAAAGAUCAAACAACGCCCAUCAAGCCCAAGAACACGACGAAGAUGAAGAUGUAGAUGAAGAUAAUAGCGAGAGCGAAGAUGGGUUCCAGAUUGUUGCCAACCAACCUUGAGGUUAAGGUAAAAAUUCGAAAUUUUUUGCCCAAAACCGUGGCACCUUAAUAUGCAUAUUCAAUCAUAUACCAUACAUUGUUGGGUAAAUAGUGAUACAGAAUAGGUGUUAAGAAGCUGUUUUGCAUAUUCCCUGUCCUUUGUGUCUUUACAAGUUGAAAUUGGUCAGUUUGUGUUUGUUUGUAGUUUGUACCCCCUUCCCCCCAAGUACAGACCUAAAUCUCAUUGAUUGCUUCUUUAUUUAUUGCAAUAAAAGCAUCCACAGUGGUGAAAUACUUCAAAUUUUGGCAUGUAAGUUGUGUAUCGUUUUCAGACAAAACAGAUUCUUGAUUGUUGAAAAGUUUAGCAGACAACAUUGUCCUAAGACAGGGACAAACACAAGAAUGAUUGUAUCUACCA
Ipomoea triloba (trilobed morning glory) is the source of this 2536-nucleotide messenger RNA. Its product is annotated as trihelix transcription factor GTL1-like. The transcript is spliced from 2 exons. The coding region runs from base 652 to 2139 and encodes 495 amino acids. NCBI's taxonomy places the organism in Eukaryota, Viridiplantae, Streptophyta, Magnoliopsida, Solanales, Convolvulaceae. The record is from RefSeq and is a predicted model, not a curated record.